Molecule: messenger RNA, 2860 nt
Organism: Meloidogyne enterolobii
Lineage: Eukaryota; Metazoa; Nematoda; Chromadorea; Rhabditida; Meloidogynidae
Source: the annotation of a GenBank genome assembly
UUUUUUAAAAUAGAAUAAGAAAAUGCUUCCAGCAGUCAAAUGGCUAAAUUCAAAUACAAACAAAUUAUUUGUUAUAGACCAAGAAAUGUUUAGCCUUUGCCGUGUUGUUGAAGACAAAAAUGAAUUUAAUAAUGGGGAUAUAAAUAAUAAAUUAAAUAAUAUUAAACAAUUAAAUACUUGUGCAGUGACUAAACAAGAACAAGACACACUCCGCACCUUUGCGUUGGACCAUUCACCUGAAAGUUAUUUGGCUUUGGGUUAUUCUACUGGAAGAAUAAGUAUAUUUUCUGCUGAAAAUGACCAAACAUUGAGGCGUGCAAAAGACUUUAAUGAUACAUCCAAAAGUAUUUCUUGUAUGCAGUGGAGUUAUGUGGAUAUAAACAAAAUUUGUGUUGCUUAUGAACGAGGUAGAGGGGCAGAUUAUUCUGUCAUUGUAUACGAUUUGUACAAAUUAUUGAGACAACACCCAAGAGAGCAAUGCGUUUCUAUUUUUGAAUUAAAUUUGGCAGAAAAGAUUGCUGGAAUUUCUUGGCUAAAGGAUGAACCAAAUCUAUUACUAAUUAGUGGAAGUAGAGGACUAAGAAUUGCAGAUAUUCGUGAACAUGGAAAUUUUCAAAGUGUUUUGGGCGUUCAAACAUCUUUGAUGGGUGUUUGCAGCGAACCAACAGCUGGACACCUUUUUGCAUGUCACUCAAGAAAUUAUUUAUAUAUUUAUGAUAGAAGAUAUUUAAAUUAUUCUCCAGUACAUGCAAUUGAAGCUUGCUCAUCAAAUAAAAUAAUAAAUAAAAUUAGUUGGCAUCCAAAAAGAAGUUUUAAUAUUUCUUUAAUUGCAAAAGAUUCUGGAAAUUUUUAUAGUUUUUCUAUUUCAAAAAAUGCUUUUAUACAGCAAGAAAAAUGUGAAAUAAUUAAUGAACAACCACAGAAGAAUAAUAAUAACAGCAAUAAUAAUAAUACUAGUCCUAGAAGUGAAAUGGCUGGAUAUGCUUAUGGAAGUAAACUAUUUUAUGUUCCAGGCAUUCCGAAAUUAGGUUCAUUCGAUUGGCAUCCACAUAUUGCUGAUUCUAUUGUUUUUCUUUCUUCAAAAUUUAAUAUGGCUGAAUUAACGAAGGAUCUCGCGAUAAUUAAGCAUCGAGAAGAUGUUUCAACAGCCAUUGCUUGUGAUAACGAAUUUGCUUUAAUUACUGGUAGACGAUUAAAAUUCGAAAAUGGAUUUCAAAAUAUUCCUUUAAAUGAAGACAAAGUUAAAAUUUUAAAACAAAGGGCUAUAGAUGGAUAUGGUUAUGGAAAUACUUUAAGUUGUACACAAACUUUAAUCGACUCUUCUCUCAAAAUUAUUGAAAAAGAUAAAUUUGCGGAUGAUGAUUUACGUUUUUGUUGGCAUUGGAUAUAUUCAAUGUUUAAUUCUCCUGAUGCUGGUGAAAUGCAUAAAAAUUAUGGAACUAUUUUUGUUGGCGUUAGACAUAUACUUACCGGAGCAAAAGCAACCUCAACUAUUAAACAUGAUGAGAUUACAUUUAGAAAUCGUUUAUUUAUUAAUGAUUCUCGACUUAAAGUUCUUCGAAUGUGUAAUUGGCCAAAUUAUAGUGACAGAGAAGAAUGUAAAGUUGUUUUGGAUGAUUUAUCAGCAAGUGGACAUGUUGAGGAAAUUGCUAGGGUUGCUGCAAUAGCUUUAUUUUGUGUGCAGGGAAUGCUUUGUUUGGAGUAUUUAAAAGAAUUUAAUGAGCGUGUAAACUCUCCCGAAUUUAUUGAAAAUCGAGAACCUGAAAUUGUAAAUUCUUAUCAAAAAAUGGCUGAUAUUAUUUUAAAUAUAUUUCAACGUUAUGAUGGUGUUAGAGUACCAAAUUAUGAAAAUGUUUGUGAAGAAUUGAGUGAUGAUGUUUAUUUACUUGCUAUUGUUAAAUUUCUUGCUAGACGUGACAAAAUUUACAAUAAAAUUUAUAAUGAAAUAUUUGAGAGUAAUAUUCGAUUAGAAGAUAAAUUAGCAUUUGCUGUACUUCACAUGGAUGACGAUUUUUUAAAUUCUGCGUUGGAUAAACUUACAAAUGAACUUUUGUCUUUAUGCCCUCUAAGUGCUUUAUUUAUUGUUGGAUUAAAAGAUGAUCCUGUUUCUCAUAUGGUUUUACAUCGUUAUUUGGAUAUGUCAUUUGAUAUUCAAACAACAACACUUCUUUUAUCAAUUGGAAAUUGUUUUCAAGGCUGUCGAUUUAUUAAUGAUACUUCCCUUAUUGGAAUAAAAUCUUCGGAAUUAUUGGAAAGAGCAAUUGAUUCUGAAGACGUCAACAAUUUAAGAAGAAAAAGUUUGUUGUGUUUUAGAGAUUAUAUGGAAUUGUUAAAUCAAUGGAAAUUAUGGCUACAAAAAACUUUUCUUUGUACUUUUCUUCGUCCAGAUACUCAUUAUGAUGAAGCUGAUGUUAGGCCGAAUGUUGCUAAUAUUCAGGCAGUUAUCGCCUGCAACUUUUGUGGAGCUCCAAUAUACCCUUCGAUAGCUGGACGUAUCGAAAAUUUACGAACCCCAAAAGUCAUAAGCAGCAGCACCUUCAAUCGACGAAUGGGAGCAUCACAUUCUGCUAGAACAAGAACCCUUUCCUGUAUUUGUCGAAAGCCUUUACCCAAAUGUAUUAUUUGUAGACGAAGUUUGGGUAGCCAAGCAGAACCUGAAGCCGAAAUGGAAUUGAUGAAUAGCAGUAAUAUUAAAGAAAAGGGUUCAAUGAUUGAUCAUUGGUUUGUUUGGUGUGCUCUGUGUUCUCAUGGCGGCCAUUUAUCCCACAUUCGUGAUUGGUUCAACGAACACUCAGUUUGUGCUUCUUCUGGUUGUGAUUGUAAGUGUUCACUUGGUGAAGAAAAUAAUUGUCUUAGUUAA